UCUGACAGGACCAACCGGAAGUGGGUGCUGCAGUGACCUGGAGAAGUGCGUCUGAGCCUCGACACUCGACCUGCUCCUCCGACCGCCGACGUCAUGACGAGCUCAGAGAAACUCUGGUGGUUCGUUCUUCAUCGGUGUUUCCUCAUUGGCAGUUUGGUCGACUCCUCCUCUCUUGCCGCCACCACCCACUUCUUGUCCGUCACCUCUACGGUGGGCGAGCGAGCGGUGCUUCCCUGCAGCUGGUCGUCCCGCCUGCGGUCUGCCGCCGCCGCCGCCGCGUCCAACUGCCACAUCCAGUGGCAGACGACCGCGUCCGACACCGUGUUCGAGAAGCGGGGGCCGCAGCGGUGGCAGGCGGCGGAGUUCGAGGGCCGCGUGGAGGUUCCCGAGGAGCAGCUGGGGCACGGGGACUGUUCGCUGGUUAUCAGCGACGUGCAGAUCGGCGACACGGGGCGAUACGAGAGCUUCAUGGUGGUGGACGGGGAGCGGAGCGGGAAGACCCGGGUCUUCAUCCAGGGCGUCCGGCUCUCCGUGUUCGACCACAAGUCCCGUCAGGCUCAGGGUCCAGGUGGGGAGCUGGUCCUGGACCUCCACACCCGUCACUCGGUGCGAGUCGUCUUCCAGGGCAGGAACAGCUCCGUGUGGUCGACCCUGUGGAUCAAGGACGACGACGAGAGCAGCGGUCGUAUGCAGAAACAUCCGGAGCGGCAGCAGCUGAUCAUGAAGAACCUGGAGCGCUCGGACGAGGGGACGUACAAGGUCCUGGACAAACACGGCCUCUCCAUCAGCACCGUGCAGCUCGCCGUGGAAGGAAGCCCCGAGGUCCAAACCCGUGUGGGAAGUGAGGUGUCAGCAGCAGGCGACGCCUCCAGAAGCAGCCGCUCAUCAGAUCUCCUCGUCACGUCUGCUCUCGUCACCAGUUUCUUGAUCAUUCGUCUGCUCUGAAGCGUCGAAAUGUUUGUUUUCAUUGUGUGGUUUUGUUUUUAGAUUUAACCUUAACAAUAUUUCAAACUAGGGGUGGGCAGUAUCUCAAAUAUAUUGGAUGUAAAACUGAAGAAUGCUUUAAUACAGACGCAGUUUGCAGUGACGACUAGAAUCUACAUACCGGUGUGAUCGUCUGCAUCAAAAGGUUGAAUUGUGCAUUUAUGAAGCGUUUAGAGAUUGUUAAAAUAUCACAAUAUAUAACGUGUAUCGCGAUAUAACAAAAAUAUAUCACAAUAUUAUUCAUAGGCCAUAUCGCCCAGUCCGACUUCAACGAUCCGUUUUGGUUCUGAAACUCUUGAACAGUCUUGACGAGGUGGUGAGUUGACGUGUUUGCUGAAUGUGACUAUACGACAUUUCUACCUGUUUCUUGCACUUUACAGUUCUUCACUGACGAGGAGGCGUAUUUAUGUUCUCAUAAUGUACAGGUUUGUUUGUUUGAGUGACUUAUUAAUUCCUAACUUCCCUUUGAAUACGUUUGAAAAGAAGCUGAAAAAUAAAACAGUUCUGUGACUGUUAACAUUAA
This is a messenger RNA of Scophthalmus maximus (turbot), 1507 nucleotides long. RefSeq names its product galectin 17 (gene igldcp). Gene Ontology annotation, cellular component: external side of plasma membrane. The record is from RefSeq and is a predicted model, not a curated record. The transcript is spliced from 7 exons. Lineage: Eukaryota; Metazoa; Chordata; Actinopteri; Pleuronectiformes; Scophthalmidae. The coding region runs from base 94 to 945 and encodes 283 amino acids. Gene Ontology annotation, biological process: cellular response to lipopolysaccharide; immune response; positive regulation of T cell proliferation.